Molecule: messenger RNA, 756 nt
Organism: Paramecium pentaurelia
Lineage: Eukaryota; Ciliophora; Oligohymenophorea; Peniculida; Parameciidae
Source: the annotation of a GenBank genome assembly
AUGUCGUAAGCAAUUCAAAAUACAGAAGUAUGUUAACUUGGUUUAGAACUAGUAAAUAAUGUAUAUUUAUAUAUAAAUAAAGAUAAUUAACUAUUCUAAGAAAAUCAAUCCUUAAUAUGACAAGAAAGAAAUCAACAAACAAUUCUAAAAAGAAGAUGCUACUAUUUGUUUUAAUAUUAUAUGUCAAUAUGUGGAUUAAUUAAUAAUUGAACAUGAAGAAUUAUUAAAUUCAUAUUAAAAUUUAGAAUAACAAUUAAUUUAAAAAGAAGCUGAAGCUAGAAGACAUAUUUAGAUUGAAUAAUAAUUAAAACUAUAUGCUGAAAGUUUAUUAGAGAAUUCUGAAGAAUGUUAAAAAUAAUUAGACAGUUUAAAUUAUUAGAUUAUAGUACAUAUAUUAAAUAUAAGUCCAUUUAAAAAGAAAAUAUUUGUCUAAAAUAACAAUUAAGGUCAAAUAAAAAUUAAAGAAUUUUAACAGAUAAUAGCUAAGAAAGAUUUAACACUUUUAUUUAAUAAUAGAAAUAGUUAAUUAAUGAAAUUCCAUCAAAAAAAAGAUCUUUAGAUUCAUAAAAGUAAAAAUUAAUUAAUUCUUUUAGAUUUAGAAUUUCAUAAACUUAAAAUCAUGAUAGAAUGUAAAUGAUUUGUAAUAUAUACCAAAAAAAACCAUCAAUUUAAAUUAAGUAAAGAUCAAAUACUAUUCAUGUAACAGAUUUUCCAUCAAAAUUUUAAAAAUCCCAAAAAUACAGAACUAACAAUUGA